Molecule: messenger RNA, 5199 nt
Organism: Colius striatus (speckled mousebird)
Lineage: Eukaryota; Metazoa; Chordata; Aves; Coliiformes; Coliidae
Gene: SCYL2
Product: SCY1 like pseudokinase 2
Exons: 18
Coding region: 202-2982 (926 amino acids)
Biological process (GO): protein phosphorylation
Molecular function (GO): protein kinase activity; ATP binding
Source: RefSeq, a predicted model, not a curated record
UGAGCCGCUCUCCGGCCGCCCCCUCUCCGCUGCUGUGGCUGUCGCCGUCGCUAUGAAGUAGCUGACGCGGGACGGGUCCGGAGUGAGAGACGGAGCUGGCGUGACAGGCGGCCGCCGGGCGCACAGAGCGAGGCGCGGCCGGGUGCCGCGCCGGCAGCUUCUCGCAGGCUCAGGGUAAUACGUUGGUGCACAGUUGAGACAAUGGAGUCCAUGCUGAACAAAUUGAAGAGUACUGUUACAAAGGUAACGGCUGACGUCACCAGUGCAGUCAUGGGAAAUCCUGUUACCAGGGAAUUUGAUGUUGGUCGACAUAUUGCCAGUGGGGGUAAUGGUCUUGCUUGGAAGAUAUUUAAUGGAACUAAGAAAUCAACAAAACAGGAAGUGGCUGUUUUUGUCUUUGAUAAGAAGCUAAUAGACAAGUAUCAAAAGUUUGAAAAGGACCAGAUUAUUGAUUCUUUAAAACGAGGCGUUCAGCAGCUCACUAGGCUUCGACACCCUCGACUACUUACAGUUCAACAUCCAUUGGAAGAAUCCAGGGAUUGCUUGGCAUUUUGUACAGAACCAGUCUGUGCAAGUUUAGCUAACAUUCUUGGCAGCUGGGACAAUCUACCUUCUCCUUUACCAUCUGACAUCAAAGAAUACAAACUUUACGAUGUGGAAACCAAAUACGGUUUGCUUCAGGUUUCUGAAGGCUUGUCGUUUUUGCAUAGCAGUGUGAAAAUGGUCCAUGGAAAUGUCACUCCUGAAAAUAUAAUUUUAAAUAAGAGUGGAGCAUGGAAAAUUAUGGGCUUUGAUUUUUGUAUCCAGUCAACAAAUCCAUCUGAACAAGAGCCAAAGUUCCCUUGUAAGGAAUGGGAUCCAAACUUGCCAUCCUUGUGUCUUCCGAAUCCCGAAUAUCUGGCACCAGAGUAUAUUCUCUCCGUAAGCUGUGAGACAGCCAGCGAUAUGUACUCUCUAGGAGCUGUUAUGUAUGCAGUGUUUAAUAAAGGGAAACCAAUUUUUGAGGUCAACAAGCAGGAUAUUUAUAAAAGCUUUAGUAGACAGCUGGAUCAGCUGAGCCGUUUAAGCUCCAGUACUCUUCAGAAUAUACCAGAGGAGGUGCGUGAACAUGUAAAGCUACUCUUAAAUGUAGCUCCAGCAGUCAGACCAGACGCAGAUCAAAUGACUAAGAUACCAUUCUUCGAUGAUGUAGGAGCAAUGACGCUUCAGUAUUUUGAUUCAUUGUUUCAAAGGGAUAACCUUCAGAAAUCACAGUUCUUUAAAGGGCUACCAAAGGUUCUGCAAAAACUACCCAAGCGUGUUAUAAUUCAACGGAUUUUGCCUUGCUUGACUUCUGAAUUUGUGAAUCCUGAUAUGGUACCCUUUGUCUUGCCUAAUGUUCUCCUAAUUGCUGAGGAAUGCACCAAAGAAGAAUAUAUCAGGCUUAUUCUACCUGAUCUGGGUCCUGUUUUUAAGCAACAAGAACCAAUCCAGAUUUUGCUGAUCUUCUUGCAAAAAAUGGAUUUGCUUCUAACCAAAACUCCACCGGAUGAAAUAAAGAACAGUGUUCUACCAAUGGUUUAUAGAGCCUUGGAAGCACCUUCAAUUCAGAUCCAGGAGCUUUGCCUAAACAUAAUUCCCACGUUUGCCAAUCUAAUAGAUUACCCAUCAAUGAAAAAUUCAUUAAUUCCCAGAAUUAAAACUGCAUGUUUGCAAACUUCUUCUCUCGCUGUCCGGGUAAACUCACUAGUGUGCUUAGGCAAGAUUUUGGAGUACUUGGAUAAAUGGUUUGUGCUUGAUGAUAUUUUACCUUUUCUACAACAAAUUCCAUCCAAGGAACCUGCAGUGCUAAUGGGAAUUUUAGGUAUUUACAAAUGUACAUUUACUCAUAAGAAGUUGGGAAUUACCAAAGAGCAGCUUGCGGGAAAAGUAUUGCCCCAUCUGAUUCCUCUUAGUAUUGAGAACAAUCUUAAUCUCAAUCAGUUCAAUUCCUUUAUUUGUGUUAUAAAAGAUAUGCUUAAUAGAUUGGAGGCAGAACAUAAAACCAAACUUGAGCAACUUCAUGUCAUGCAAGAGCAACAGAAAUCUUUGGAUAUAGCUAACCAAAUGAAUGUAUCUGAAGAGGCAAGAUCUAGUAGUACAAGUAAUCAGAUUGACAAGGUAUUUAAUACUAGUGGAACUGACCUUCUAACUAGUGGAUCUGAUAGUAAAGAGAAUGAGAUGUCAUCAAAACAGAAAAAGGCAUCGCUUACACUUGAAGAGAAGCAGAAGUUAGCUAAAGAACAAGAACAGGCCCAGAAACUGAAAAGCCAGCAACCUCUUAAGCCACAAGCAACUACAAUAACACCUCCAGUGAAGCAGACAAAAGACUUGACAGACACCUUGAUAGAUAAUAUGUCAUCUUUGACUAUCAACAAAGCUAAUGCUGCAUCUUCAGCCAGCUUCUCUUCUGUCCCUUCUAUGGGUGUUGGAAUGGGAUUUUCAUCACCUAUUGACAACACAAAGAGAAAUAUAACAAACGGACUAAAUAGUAAUAUGGGUUUUCAGACUGCUGGAUUCACUAUGGGAGCUGGUCCCACCACUCAGAAUUUCUUCAGUGGUCCAAGUGCAACAGGAACAACCAAGAUGAACAUCGUACCAACUGCCAAUAUGCCAAAUUACAGUCCUAUGAACACCGCAUCUGCAAUCUCUCCACUGGCACAGCAAAACAGACCCCCAGAUAUGUCUGCUUUAGAUAAUCUUUUUGGUCCUCAAAAACCCAAAGUUAGUAUGAAGCAGUUGGCUCAACAGAAAUCCAGCCAAUGGGUUAAUCAGUUUGUGCCCCCACAAGGGUCUCCAAGUGCAAGUAAUUCAGUCUUGGGACCUCAGAUGAACAUGAUAGGACAGACUGGCUUUGGUAUACAGGGUAAUCCUUUCUUUGCUCCUCAGAACUUUGCACAACCAGCCAACACGAUGACAAACAGCAACUCGGCUAGCAAUGACUUAAAAGAUCUUUUUGGGUAAAUGUUUUCUUCUUUCAAAGAUCGAUGACAUUUGGAUCAUGGGUAAGCUGAUUAACAUCUUUUUUUGAUUAGUAAAUCAAAGCAUGAUUUGGGGAAACUUUCAGCCCAGCAAGCUAAAGACUUUAGGACUGGAAGAAAGACUUGAUUUUUCUUUCACCUGGUACUGCAGUGGAAUCGUGUAAGUGCAAAGUCAUUUUACACGUUAAAGAUUUCCUGUCUCUUUACUGAACACCAGAACACUGAAGGUAGGAAGCCUAUUUUCAGUCAAGAAAGAAGCAGCUGAGUAUCUCAGAGUUAUUCAGAGGUGUAUGCCAUCAACUCCUACGAAAUGUCCUACAAAGUUUUGUUUUUCAAAUUCAACAAAAAUGCUUAGGGGAUAAUAGUGGUAGUGAAUGCAGUCCUGCAGCCCUAUCCUUUCAGCGUCUGCUAAAUUCUUAUUGACAAUUUGUGUUGCCUGAAUUCGGCACAAGCUGUCAUUUUGCCAUCUGACAGUUUGCAAAAAGUAAAUUCUUAUACUGCUGCAAGAAAGUUUUGUUAGCCAUGUUACGUAGAAAGAUCUCUGGCCAGUAACCGUGUAAGGAGCUAAGUAGUGAAAAUAUUUUAUAUUUUUUGUCUUAUAAGCUAAUUAAAAUUCAUGUGGUGAUAAACUGCAACAAGAUUCAGGACGUUGUUUUAAAAUUUUGUUAAAGUUUGGGACAGAGCCAGAACCACUGCUCCAAUGGUCAUGCUGGUUUGCAAGUUGUUUUGUAAUGUCAGAUCCUUGUUACCAGCCCAUUGCACAAGCAGCAUACCACUUAAACAGGAUUUUAAAAUACAUAUGGUGACUUGAUCACAUUUAUUACAUAUUCCGGUGUUUUGGCUUGUUUGGUACUACUUCUGACUGAUGUUGGAAAAUAAAAGAGUAUGAGUAGUUAUGGAACCUCCUAAAAAGAAGGUUUUCUGUAAAAUUCAGAUAUUGACUGACCCAGCUGUGUUAACUGAGCAUUGCUGCGCAAGUAAACACACACUGUUUAGUUACACAGAAAUAGCUUGAAUUACUUCAUAGUUUUUGGCUCCGUUGAGAGGAUGGAAAAGGAUUGCCUUGUACAGGUUGCACAUGAUUGUGUGAACAAGCAGACUGCCAUAAAUUGCCUUGAGUAAAAUUAACUGUUUCAUUUUAAUUUUGUUUUAACUCAAGUCUUUAUAAGGGAUAGAUGAAUAUGAAACGAGCUCUCAAAUACACAGAUUUGUAAGCUCUAGGAUAUAUAGUAAAUACACAGGUAUUUCAGAUUGUUUUUAUUGUAUUACUCUAAAUUUAAUAAAGCUCUCUAGAAAAUCAAACAGUUUCUUCUGCUUCCCAGAGAUGUAUGUUCAGCUUGCCCAUGAUAGAAUCUCUGCUCUGUCAGAUACUACUGUUGGGUUUUAACUUUUUCUUUCCUAGGAAUUUCAGGAGCUUUCUUAUGUAUUAUUUUGAAGACUAAAGCUGGCUAUUUUGAGAAGGAAAGAACUAGUUACCUUUUUUAAGGAAAGCCUACAUGCUUUAUAUUUCAAAGCCUUUCACUGAAGAAAUGUUCUUUCAUUCGCUGCUUAAGAAACCAAAGGGCCUUAUGCUGUAAAUGUGACUUGUAUUUUGUUAUAUCUCCACGGUUCUAAGCGGUAAAAGCACUAAGCAUAUUUCUUAAAGAAUUGUUUAUGUAUUCUAGCUGCUGCCUUAGUCCUAUUGUUUUAAAAUACCUGGGACCAGUGAAAUUGUGGUUUAGAAAACAACACCUAACACAUUGUGAUGCUUAUGUGCUGUUAAUAUUCACGGGAAACAUUGUAGGUUAUGUUAAGAGAUCUGUGUAAACUUAGGACUAGAACUGUUAAACUAUUUAAGUUCAUUUUUGGUUACUAGUAUUCUAUCAAUCACACUAAUGUCUUCUUUUAUGUCAACUUUGAAAGCUAUGUUUUGUUAGGGUAACAAGGCAAGCCUUUGAAGAAUUACUUGAAUCUGUAUAUAAUCUAAAUUAUUUGGAAAAUAAGUUUAUAUUAAAAAAUAGCAUCUCUUGGGACUCUACAAUGUAUUUAAUUAAUGUGUUCAUGGUAAAGGCAAUCUUCAAUGUCAGUGUAAUUAUCUGGGCUUCCAGUCUCUGGUCCCCUAGGACUGGAGCCUUUUCAGAACUGGAUUUCAAUUUAAUCUAUUGGAGGGAAAAUUAGCUGAGAAAAAAAUGAUUAAAUGCUACGUGCUAGACCUCCUAAA